This is a messenger RNA of Pseudozyma flocculosa PF-1, 2364 nucleotides long. RefSeq lists its product as uncharacterized. NCBI's taxonomy places the organism in Eukaryota, Fungi, Basidiomycota, Ustilaginomycetes, Ustilaginales, Ustilaginaceae. Gene Ontology annotation, cellular component: nucleus. The transcript has 5 exons. Bases 1 to 2364 code for a protein of 787 amino acids. Gene Ontology annotation, biological process: positive regulation of transcription by RNA polymerase II. Gene Ontology annotation, molecular function: transcription cis-regulatory region binding; zinc ion binding; DNA-binding transcription factor activity, RNA polymerase II-specific. The record is from RefSeq and is a predicted model, not a curated record.
AUGAUGAGUGCGGCGGAAUCAAGCCAGCCCUGGACGUACGCCCGGACGGCCGAAGGGUCGACGGACACGGCGUCGCCGGACGCGACUCUGUCGGAGAGCGCCUUUGAUUCGACCAGCCCAGGCAGCAGCUACCUCUACGGCUUCGCGGGCGCGGGCGCAGGGACCUUCGCCAGCACGGCUCUUGCCCCGCGGCCUGGGCCUAGCAAGGGCACCAAAGGCAAGCCGAAGCAUAUCCCCGGCGGCCGCGUCAAACGGUACCACGAACGAUCAAUGCACGGCUGCCUCACUUGCCGCAAGAGGAGGGUCAAGUGCGACGAGACCAAGCCCGUAUGCCAGAGGUGCGCCUGCGGCGAUCGAGAGUGCGUAUAUGUCAGCGUCGACACGGCCGCCUCGUCGUCCAAGACAUCGGCAUCACAGGACCUCAGCCCGACUCGAGCCUUCAACGCCGAAUCCAGUGAGCGCCGUCACCAGCCCUCCAGCGCUAGCUACCCCAUGUCAGCGCUUCUGCACCCCGGCGCGGGCAACGGCGUCAAGCGCGAAAGCCACGACUCUGGUGCGGCACCGCUGUUCCAGACCGGAUACCAAAGGCUGCCGCCGCUCUCCAACGGCUUCCGCAUUGACGAGGGCUACCAUCACGUCGGCACAUCCGACGGCUGGAGCACGGCCGGGGCGCCGGCGCAAGGCGAGGACGGCUUCCACACCGAGCUGGAUGCUGCCGGAAGGCGGGCCGCAUCCGAGAGGCAUGCCUACGAGCCCGACUCCUCCGGUGCCGGCCCGGUCAGGAAGCUCGCGCGCCUGUCCGGCUUCUCCGCGAGGCCUUCGGUGGUGGAUUCGACCUCGACAAACCACCGCAGCAUGCCCUCACAACCCAGGGAGUUUGAGCCUCUGGCUGCUUUCUCUUUUGACAGUCUCGCCCCAUUCCUUCCGACUGUCGAAGAGCAGUCCCUCUUCCGCCACUUCGUCUUCGAGGUCGCGCCUAGGCUCUGCACUCAGGAUCUGUCUCUCGUCGAGAAUCCCUGGGUCCGUCACAUCGCUCAGUUGGCGGUGAGGGAACCCGCUGGUGCCACCGGCUUUUCCGAGUCGCUCCGAUCCGCCAUCCUCAGCAUUUCUGGCCUCGACUUGUCCAGAAGGGCGUCUCCUGUCCCGGCUGGUCGCCCACACUCGAUGCGGAUGAGUCCGAGGAGCGACAUCCGGUCGCCCUCCUUCGAAGGACAACAGACCCGGAACGGCGGCGGCGGUGCAGCGCAGACGGCUAGCGGAAUGGCUGCGAUUCCAGCUUCAUCCACACCUUCGGCCCCGGCAGACAACCUUGCAUCCGCAUUCCUCCUCGAGCUCAGCAGUCGUCGCCGCGAGGCGAGCUUCAAGGCGCUAAGUUCGGCCAUCAGCGGCCGCAAUGAUCGCAACGAUCGCCUCACCCGUGCCGAUGCCGUACAGAUGCUCGCUGCCGUCCUCUGCCUUUCGGUCCGGGACCGACUCGCGGGACACACCGACUGGCGAGGGGCCCUCCGAAACGCAACGAGUACCAUCGUCGAGCUGGGUGGGCCUGCCGCCCUUGUCGAUGCUGCAGACGGCGCCAGCCAGUUCAUGGUCGAGCAGCUGGCAGCUUACGAGACGCUCGACACCUUGAUCGUGGAGCCGCCGCCUCUGUUCCUGCAGCCGUGGGAUACCUGGUGGCACCGCCUCAUGGGCAGCUCGGAAGAGGCACGCAGCGACGACUCGGUCUCGCAGACGCUCGGCAUCCGGCGCGGGCUCAUCGACCUUCUGGCACGCAUCACCAGGGUCGAGGUGACACGCAAAGAGCUGCAGUCCAGGACGGGCCGCAGCGUUACCCUCUCGGACACCGGCGCCAUCCCGUCGGCGCCACUGCCAGCCGAGUACGAGGAGACGCGUGUUUGGCUCGACUCGACCGUGCGCGGGCUGCGAGCGGAGAUCUCGACCUGGUGGACUCGGUCCACUUCGGCCAAGGGCAUCACGUCGCCCCACACUAACCUGCUCGACCUCGUCAACGACCUAUACGUGGCAACCGCAGAUCUCUACAUGCAGUCGAUUCUGUUCCGAAGGCCCUCGGACCACCUCACCCUGACGCGCCCUAUGGCCUCGGUGCUUGAUCGUUGCGAAGAGGCCGUCCGAGCCGGCCACACGCAGGGACUCAUCCUGCCGCUCUGCUUUGCGGCAGCAUCAGCUCCCCGUCUCGGCCGCGAGCGUAUCCGCGCGAUCCUCUUCGACCUGCACCGUGCCUGCCACUUGGACAUGGACAGGAUCCAUGAGCGCCUUGAACUCCUCUGGCGACUCGUCGAUGCCCGCUCGGUCCCUCUCGAUCUCGGUCUGCUCGCCGACGUGGCCUGCUACAGCUGGUCGCUCUAG